AGUUCUCGCGGUACUUGGCGAGAAGACGCAGUCCUGACGCACUGGUGCCGCCAUGUUCCAGUAGACGGAGCUCCACGCUUCUUUCUAACUCUGCAACAGGACUAAAACUCGGUCUAGAGUAGAGUAAGUUCCUGUAGACCCGACUCCUGUCCCCCCAGGCACCAUGGCAGCUUACAGCUUCAUGCCCGGCGGACACGGAGUCCCGGACUUCAUGUCGGAGGAGAAACUACAGGAGAAAGCACGGAAAUGGCAGCAGCUCCAGUCCAAACGCUACGCCGAGAAGCGGAAAUUCGGGUUUGUGGACGCCCAGAAGGAGGAGAUGCCACCGGAACACGUGCGGAAGAUCAUCCGCGACCACGGAGACAUGACCAACCGCAAGUUCCGCCAUGACAAGAGAGUCUACCUGGGUGCCCUGAAGUACAUGCCCCAUGCAGUGCUGAAGUUGCUAGAGAACAUGCCCAUGCCCUGGGAACAGAUCCGAGAUGUCAGCGUGAUCUACCACAUCACUGGUGCCAUCACCUUCGUCAAUGAGAUCCCCUGGGUCAUCGAACCUGUCUACAUCGCACAGUGGGGCACCAUGUGGAUCAUGAUGCGUCGGGAGAAGCGAGAUCGGCGCCACUUCAAGCGGAUGCGCUUCCCGCCCUUCGACGACGAGGAGCCCCCGCUGGACUACGCGGACAACGUUCUGGACGUGGAGCCGCUCGAGCCCAUCCAGAUGGAGAUGGACAACGAGGAGGACUCCGAGGUCAUGACCUGGUUCUACGACCACAAGCCUCUGUCUGACACAAAGUUUGUAAACGGUACGACGUACAAACUGUGGCGGCUGACUCUCCCCAUCAUGUCCACGCUGUACCGCCUAGCUAACCAGCUGCUCACAGACCUGGUUGAUGAGAACUAUUUCUACCUGUUUGACCUGAAGUCGUUCUUCACCUCGAAGGCCCUGAACCAGGCCAUCCCGGGCGGACCCAAGUUCGAACCCCUCAUCAGGGACAGCAACCUGCAAGAUGAGGAUUGGAACGAGUUCAAUGACAUCAACAAGAUCAUCAUCCGCCAGCCAAUCCGCACAGAGUACAAGAUCGCCUUCCCCUACCUGUACAACAACCUGCCCUACCAGGUCCACCUCUCAUGGUACCACAUUCCCAACGUGGUGUUUAUCAAGACAGAGGACCCAGAUCUGCCAGCCUUCUACUUCGACCCUCUCAUCAACCCCAUCGCACACAGGCACUCCGUCAAGUCCUGGGAGCCGCUGCCAGACGAUGACGAGGAGUUUGAGCUGCCAGAGUUCGUUCAGCCGUUCCUGCAGGACAGUCCGCUGUACACCGACAACACGGCCAACGGCAUCGCCCUGCUAUGGGCGCCGCGACCAUUCCACCUGCGCUCUGGACGCACCCGCCGAGCCGUGGACAUCCCGCUGGUCAAGUGCUGGUACCGUGAGCACUGCCCAGCUGGCAUGCCUGUGAAGGUUCGAGUCUCGUACCAGAAACUGCUGAAGUACUACGUACUCAACGCCCUGAAACACAAGCCCCCCAAGGCGCAGAAGAAACGGUACCUGUUCCGUUCCUUCAAGGCGACGAAGUUCUUCCAGUCGACGACGCUAGACUGGGUGGAGGCAGGUCUGCAGGUGUGCCGACCGGGGUACAACAUGCUGAACCUGCUCAUCCAUCGCAAGAACCUCAAUUACCUGCACUUGGACUACCACUUCAACCUCAAACCUGUCAAGACUCUCACACAACAGGAGAGAAAGAAGUCACGGUUUGGUAACGCGUUCCACUUGUGUCGUGAGAUCCUGCGCCUGACCAAGCUCAUCAUCGACUCCCACGUGCAGUAUCGCCUUGGCAACGUCGACGCAUUCCAGUUGUCUGACGGUCUGCAGUACAUCUUCGCCCACGUAGGCCAGCUAACGGGCAUGUACAGGUACAAGUACAAACUGAUGAGGCAGAUCCGGAUGUGUAAGGACCUCAAGCAUCUCAUCUACUACAGGUUCAACACCGGUCCAGUAGGAAAAGGCCCCGGUUGCGGCUUCUGGGCGCCGGGCUGGCGUGUGUGGAUAUUCUUCAUGCGCGGGAUCACACCUCUGCUGGAGCGCUGGCUCGGGAACCUGCUCUCCCGACAGUUCGAGGGCCGACACUCCAAGGGCGUGGCCAAGACCGUCACCAAGCAACGCGUGGAGAGCCACUUCGAUCUCGAGCUGAGAGCUUCGGUAAUGCAUGACAUCCUGGACAUGAUGCCGGAGGGGAUCAAACAGAACAAGGCUCGGACCAUCCUGCAGCAUCUGAGCGAGGCCUGGAGGUGCUGGAAGGCUAACAUCCCAUGGAAGGUUCCUGGUUUGCCCACACCGAUAGAGAACAUGAUUCUGCGUUACGUGAAGAUGAAGGCCGACUGGUGGACCAACACCGCCCACUACAACCGCGAGCGUAUCCGGCGCGGUGCAACCGUCGACAAAACUGUCUGCAAGAAGAACCUGGGCCGUCUGACCAGGCUGUACCUGAAGGCUGAACAGGAGAGACAACACAACUAUCUUAAGGACGGCCCCUACAUCACAGCUGAGGAGGCCGUCGCCAUCUACACGACGACGGUCCAUUGGCUGGAGAGCCGGCGCUUCUCGCCCAUCCCGUUCCCGCCGCUGUCCUACAAACACGACACCAAACUGCUCAUCCUGGCGCUCGAGAGGCUCAAGGAGGCAUACAGUGUGAAGAGCCGCCUGAACCAGUCCCAGCGAGAGGAGCUUGGUCUGAUCGAGCAGGCGUACGACAACCCUCACGAGGCGCUCAGCCGUAUCAAACGUCAUCUUCUUACACAGAGGGCCUUCAAGGAGGUGGGAAUUGAGUUUAUGGACCUGUACAGCCACCUGAUCCCCGUGUACGAUGUGGAGCCGCUAGAGAAGAUCACGGAUGCGUACCUGGACCAGUACCUGUGGUACGAGGCCGACAAGAGGCGCCUCUUCCCACCGUGGAUCAAACCUGCCGACACAGAACCGCCACCCCUGCUCGUGUACAAGUGGUGCCAAGGAAUAAACAACCUGCAGGAUGUCUGGGAGACAGGAGAGGGAGAGUGUAACGUGAUGAUGGAGUCUCAGUUUGAGAAAAUGUACGAGAAGAUUGAUCUGACGCUGCUGAACAGACUGCUGCGUCUCAUCGUGGACCACAACAUCGCUGAUUACAUGACAGCCAAGAACAACGUCGUCAUCAACUACAAGGACAUGAACCACACCAACUCGUACGGGAUCAUCCGCGGUCUCCAGUUCGCCUCCUUCAUUGUGCAGUAUUACGGGCUGGUCAUGGACCUGCUGAUGUUGGGCCUGCAGAGAGCCAGCGAGAUGGCCGGGCCGCCCCAGAUGCCCAACGACUUCCUUACUUACCAGGAUGUUGCCACGGAGACAGCCCAUCCAGUGCGCCUGUUCUCACGCUACAUCGACCGUAUCCACGUGUUCUUCCGCUUCACGGCUGAGGAGGCGCGGGACCUGAUCCAGCGCUACCUGACGGAGCACCCCGACCCCAACAACGAGAACAUCGUCGGCUACAACAACAAGAAGUGCUGGCCGCGCGACGCCAGGAUGAGGCUCAUGAAGCACGACGUCAACCUCGGUCGCGCGGUGUUCUGGGAGAUGAAGAACCGCCUGCCGCGGUCGGUGACGACGAUCGUCUGGGAAAACAGCUUCGUGUCGGUGUACAGCAAGGACAACCCCAACCUGCUCUUCAACAUGUGCGGCUUCGAGUGCCGCAUCCUGCCCAAGUGCCGCACAACCUACGAGGAGUUCACACACCGCGACGGUGUCUGGAACCUGCAGAACGAGGUGACCAAGGAGCGCACAGCCCAGUGUUUCCUGCGGGUAGACGACGAGUCGAUGCAGCGGUUCCACAACCGCGUGCGCCAGAUCCUCAUGGCCUCAGGGUCAACGACCUUCACCAAGAUCGUCAACAAGUGGAACACCGCCCUCAUCGGGCUCAUGACCUACUUCCGCGAAGCUGUGGUGAACACCCAAGAGCUCCUCGACCUCCUUGUGAAGUGCGAGAACAAGAUCCAGACCCGUAUCAAGAUCGGGCUCAACUCCAAGAUGCCCUCGCGGUUCCCGCCGGUGGUGUUCUACACGCCCAAGGAGCUAGGGGGCCUCGGGAUGCUGUCCAUGGGCCACGUGCUCAUCCCCCAGUCCGACCUGCGCUGGUCCAAGCAGACGGACGUCGGCAUCACGCAUUUCCGCUCCGGCAUGAGCCACGACGAGGACCAGCUCAUCCCCAACUUGUACAGGUACAUCCAGCCGUGGGAGAGCGAGUUUAUCGACUCCCAGCGCGUCUGGGCAGAGUACGCCCUGAAACGGCAGGAGGCAAAUGCUCAGAACCGGCGCCUCACGCUCGAGGACCUGGAAGACUCGUGGGACCGCGGGAUUCCCCGCAUCAACACGCUGUUCCAGAAGGACCGACACACCCUCGCCUACGACAAGGGCUGGAGGGUACGCACGGACUUCAAGCAGUAUCAGGUGCUGAAACAGAAUCCGUUCUGGUGGACACACCAGAGGCAUGAUGGGAAGCUGUGGAACCUGAACAACUACCGCACGGACAUGAUCCAGGCUCUGGGUGGCGUGGAGGGCAUCUUAGAACACACGCUGUUCAAGGGCACAUACUUCCCGACCUGGGAGGGUCUGUUCUGGGAGAAGGCCUCGGGUUUCGAGGAGUCGAUGAAGUACAAGAAGCUGACCAACGCGCAGAGAUCCGGUCUCAACCAGAUCCCCAACAGGCGGUUCACACUCUGGUGGUCUCCAACCAUCAACAGGGCCAACGUGUAUGUGGGAUUCCAGGUGCAGCUGGAUCUGACAGGGAUCUUCAUGCACGGCAAGAUCCCCACACUGAAGAUCUCCCUGAUCCAGAUCUUCCGCGCUCACUUGUGGCAGAAGAUCCACGAGAGCGUGGUCAUGGAUCUGUGCCAGUGUUGGGAUACGAUGGACAGCACAACAACGCAGAAGUACUGGCUGGACGUGCAGCUGCGGUGGGGCGACUACGAUUCCCACGACAUCGAGCGCUACGCCCGCGCCAAGUUCCUGGACUACACGACGGAUAACAUGAGUAUCUACCCCUCACCGACGGGCCUGAUGAUCGCCAUCGACCUGGCGUACAACCUGCACAGCGCAUACGGGAACUGGUUCCCGGGGUGCAAGCCGCUGAUCCAGCAGGCCAUGGCCAAGAUCAUGAAGGCCAACCCGGCGCUGUACGUGCUCAGGGAACGGAUACGGAAGGGCCUCCAGUUGUACUCCUCAGAACCCACGGAGCCGUAUCUCUCCUCCCAGAACUACGGAGAACUCUUCUCCAACCAGAUCAUCUGGUUCGUGGACGACACCAACGUCUACAGGGUCACCAUUCAUAAGACGUUUGAAGGAAACUUGACGACGAAGCCCAUCAACGGAGCCAUCUUCAUCUUCAACCCUCGCACGGGACAACUCUUCCUCAAGAUCAUCCACACCUCCGUGUGGGCGGGGCAGAAACGUCUUGGGCAGCUGGCCAAGUGGAAGACGGCAGAAGAAGUGGCCGCCCUGAUCCGAUCCCUGCCGGUGGAGGAGCAGCCCAAACAGAUCAUCGUGACCAGGAAGGGCAUGUUGGAUCCGCUCGAGGUCCAUCUGCUGGACUUCCCCAACAUUGUGAUCAAGGGCAGCGAACUACAGCUGCCGUUCCAGGCCUGCCUCAAGGUGGAGAAGUUUGGGGACCUGAUUCUGAAGGCCACGGAACCUCAGAUGGUUCUGUUUAAUCUGUAUGACGACUGGCUCAAAACCAUCUCAUCUUAUACGGCAUUCUCUCGUCUGAUCCUGAUCCUGAGAGCGCUGCACGUGAACAACGACCGCACCAAGGUGGUUCUGAAACCGGACAAGACCACCAUCACCGAGCCGCACCACAUCUGGCCCACCCUGAGCGACGAGGAGUGGAUCAAGGUUGAGGUUCAGCUGAAGGACCUGAUCCUGGCAGACUACGGGAAGAAGAACAACGUGAACGUGGCGUCGCUCACGCAGUCCGAAAUCCGUGACAUCAUCCUGGGCAUGGAGAUCUCGGCUCCAUCACAGCAGCGGCAACAGAUCGCAGAGAUCGAGAAACAGACUAAGGAGCAGUCCCAGCUCACGGCCACGACCACGCGGACAGUCAACAAGCACGGCGACGAGAUCAUCACAUCGACCCUCAGCAACUAUGAGCGCGCCACCUUCUCCUCCAAGACGGAGUGGCGUGUCCGCGCGAUUUCCGCCACGAACCUUCACCUACGCACGAACCACAUCUACGUGUCUUCAGACGACAUCAAGGAGACCGGAUACACCUACAUCCUGCCCAAGAACAUCCUAAAGAAGUUCAUCGUCAUCUCAGACUUGAGAGCUCAGAUCGCAGGUUACCUGUACGGAGUGAGCCCACCUGAUAACCCACAGGUGAAGGAGAUCAGGUGUAUUGUCAUGGUUCCUCAGUGGGGAACUCACCAGACGGUGCACCUGCCCAACCAGCUGCCUCAGCAUGAGUACCUGAAGGAGAUGGAACCUCUGGGCUGGGUGCACACGCAGCCAAACGAGUCUCCCCAGCUCUCCCCACAGGAUGUCACCACCCACGCCAAAAUCAUGGCCGACAACCCGUCAUGGGACGGAGAGAAAACCAUCAUCAUCACAUGCAGUUUCACGCCAGGCUCCUGCUCCCUGACGGCCUACAAGCUGACGCCGAGCGGUUACGAGUGGGGGAGGCAGAACACGGACAAGGGGAACAACCCGAAGGGCUACCUGCCGUCUCACUACGAGCGUGUUCAGAUGCUCCUGUCUGAUCGCUUCCUGGGAUUCUUCAUGGUCCCCAACCAGGGCUCCUGGAACUACAACUUCAUGGGCGUGCGGCACGACCCCAACAUGCACUUUGAACUCCAGCUGGCAAACCCAAAGGAGUUCUACCACGAGGUGCACCGACCUUCGCACUUCAUGAACUUUGCCUCCAUCGAGGAGGGCGAGGUCAUGGGCACCGACAGGGAGGAUCUCUUUGCGUGAGGAAUGGCUCUUCGUCAGAGCAAUGGCUCCGCUCCUGAGGUGUCACCAAAAAUAUGUCAUCACAAAGGGAUGGAAUUGUAAAAUCUGGUUUCUAAAAGUGAAGGAGUUUUGCACUUAGUGGUCUUGCAGUAAAGGAAUAACUCUUUAUGUUUAGUGUAGAAAUGUGAAAGACACAUUCUGAUAGCUUAAAGUAAUGGUCCUAAAGUCUUUCUGUACAGACGUUUUUCUCAAGGUAGUAGUGGAAGAAGUCUUAGAAAGCUGAGAUAACGAUGAUGCAUCUUCUUAAACUGCAGGUGGUAGAUCAGAUUUUUAUUGCAAUUUUGGGUAAAGUAAGCAAGAUGAUCUAUUGGUGUCCUUGCGCACUGUCAACAAUGUCUGAGAAACACAAAAACCGGUUUAGUGGGUGCAAGCAAAGAGAGGAUGCAUGAAGUGUGGAUAGCUUUACUACAAUGUAACUCACACCCUGCCACUAUUCUUUGUAUCGUUUAUUACUGAAGUAAGGAUAAGGAUACUAGAUGGGCAGUUCAGAACUGAAAGGUGUUUUGUAGUAUUCUUGUGAAGUUUUUAUGUACAGUUUAGUCGAAAUGGGAGGUUCCGUAAAAGCAAAAAUUUGAUAACUGAUGCAUUCCAGUCAUGGGCUAUAGAAACAAGUAAGUCUACAUGGACUUGACCAACAUGAUGAAUAUAAUAAUUUGAUCACUGGUAAUGUACAUGUGACUACUUCAUAUUUGUUCUUACGUUCUAUAUUACUAGUAGGCAGCAUGGCUGAAAUUUGACCUUGACAAUUCUGUCAAAGCAUAAUGUGGAGUUUGUCUAUCUUUUUUCUGGGAAUUGUCAAAUCAUUGAUGUCAUUGAUGUCAAGGAACACGUAGUUGAUACAACACAUUUUUUCAGUGGAUGUAACGGCCACUGGUCAGCUAUCCCAAGUAUUUGUACCUUAAACAUAAUCUACCUUAUUAUCACUUGGGUAAAGAACCAUAAGUCAUAACAGGGAAGUAUGUCAAGAUAGUGUGUAAUUUUGUGAUGCAAUUGGAAAUAAAAAAGCUGUAAGUACAGCAA
This is a messenger RNA of Branchiostoma floridae (Florida lancelet), 8047 nucleotides long. RefSeq names its product pre-mRNA-processing-splicing factor 8. The transcript has 43 exons. Gene Ontology annotation, biological process: mRNA splicing, via spliceosome; spliceosomal tri-snRNP complex assembly. Gene Ontology annotation, molecular function: metallopeptidase activity; U2 snRNA binding; U6 snRNA binding. The record is from RefSeq and is a predicted model, not a curated record. Bases 164 to 6988 code for a protein of 2274 amino acids. Gene Ontology annotation, cellular component: catalytic step 2 spliceosome; U5 snRNP. NCBI's taxonomy places the organism in Eukaryota, Metazoa, Chordata, Leptocardii, Amphioxiformes, Branchiostomatidae.